Molecule: messenger RNA, 4064 nt
Organism: Epinephelus lanceolatus (giant grouper)
Lineage: Eukaryota; Metazoa; Chordata; Actinopteri; Perciformes; Serranidae
Molecular function (GO): protein binding
Source: RefSeq, a predicted model, not a curated record
CUCACUCACUCGGCUAAGUGACAAACAGGAAGUUGGGCUAAGAGAGCUGAGGCCCAGAUGAACGCUCUCUCAUAAACUGAGGCUUAUAACCUUAUAAGGCCACGGUUUACUGAAACUGUUAGAAAAUUCUCGAUGUGUUGUUCAUCUUUCUAAAGCUGAAGGAUUCUGAUGACUUCAGCUGGGCUUAACUGCUCAUCACAGCAUCCAACGUUAUAGACUGACCAUUGAUGAACUCCAUUUUUGAUGACAUCUGGCUCCGGUUCCUUUGAGCCCAUGAACUAGGAAGCCAUAAUGGCAAAACUGAAAGAAGAGCUCUGGAAAACCCUGCGGGACCUGAAAGAAGAGGAGUUUGAGAAUUUCAAGUGGUUUCUCAAGGAUGAUGGAAUCUUGGAGGGCUUGUCAGGCAUCCCAGUGGCUCAGCUGGAGAAGGCAAAAAGGCAGGACACGGUGGAUCUAAUGGUACAGAAAUAUCCAGGUCCUGGAGCUCUGAAGGUAACCUUGAAGAUUUUAGAAAACAUCCACAGGAAUGAUCUGGUGCAGCGCCUUCAAAACCUCUGCUUAGGACCAAAAUAUGUUGCUAAGAAAGAAGAGUAUAAGGGAGAGAAGCCCAAGCUCCAGUGGGUGCAGCAGUUUGCAGUGGAUGUGACUCUGGAUCCUGAUACAGCACAUCCUCACCUCAUCCUGUCUGCUGAUGGGAAACAAGUACGCCAUGGUGACGUGAGGAAGAAACUCCCAAACAACCCUGAGAGAUUUCACAGAUGUGUGAACGUCUUAGGAAAGCAGAGUUUCUCUUCAGGAAAAUUUUACUUUGAGGUUCAGGUUAAAGGGAAGACUGCCUGGACUAUAGGAGUCGCCAAGGAGUCGAUCGAAAGGAAGAGAGGUAUCACACUGGAUCCUAAAUAUGGUUUCUGGACUAUUCAUUUAGAGAAUGAAGAUGAUUACAUGGCGAUUGAUGACCCUUUAGUUGAUCUCCCUCUGAAUCACCAUCCUCAGAAGGUGGGAGUGUUUGUGGACUAUGACAAGGAUCUGGUCUGCUUUUAUGAUGUAGACGCUGCAGAUCUUCUCUACUCCUUCACUGGCUGCUCCUUCACUGAGAAACUCUACCCAUUCUUCAGUCCCUGUACUAAUGAUGGUGGUUUAAACUCUGCCCCUUUGAUCAUCUCUCCUGUCAAUCACCCACCAAGCCUUAAGACACAUGACUUAAGUGAUCAGAAGGAAGACUACGAAAGAAAAGCGCCUGAGCUGAAGAGCGUCCAACAGUUUGCAGUGGAGGUGACUCUGGAUCCUGAUACAGCCCAUCCUGCUCUCAUCCUCUGUCAUGAUAGAAAGCAAGUCAGCUGUGGUGAUGUAUUUAAGAAACUCCCAAACAACCCUAAAAGGUUUACGAAAUGUGUGAACAUCUUAGGAAAACAAAGUUUCUCAUCUGGAAAAUUUUACUUUGAGGUUCAGGUUAAAGGGAAGACUGCCUGGGAUUUGGGAGUGGCCAAAGAGUCAAUCCAGAGGAAAGCCCACAUCACAACAAGCCCAGAAAAUGGUUUCUGGACUAUAAUGUUGAGAGAUGGAGAUGACUACGGAGCAAUUGAUGACGAUCUUGUUUUCCUCUCUCUGAAUCAGCCUCCUCAGAAGGUGGGAGUGUUUGUGGACUAUGAUGAGGGUCUGGUCUGCUUUUAUGAUGUAGAUUCCGCAGAUCUUCUCUACUGUUUUACCGGCUGCUCCUUCACUGAGAAACUCUACCCAUUCUUCAGUCCCUGUACUUAUGAUUUUGGUACAAAUUCUGCCCCCUUGAUCAUUUGUCCUGUCAUUGACUUCAGUGAUCAGGAAGAACAUGAAAGAAAGAAGGCUGAGCUGAUGAGCGUCCAACAGUUUGCAGUGGAUGUGACUCUGGAUCCUGAUACAGCCCAUCCUAAUCUCAUCCUGUCCGAUGAUGGGAAACAAGUACAUCAUGGUGAUGUUAGGAAGAAACUACCAGACAACCCUUAUAGAUUUUACAUUUGUGUGAACGUCUUAGGAAAGCAGAGUUUCUCCUCAGGAAGAUUUUACUACGAGGUUCAGGUUAAAGGGAAGACUGCCUGGACUGUGGGAGUCGCCAAGGAGUCCAUGGAAAGGAAAGAAAGUAUUACAGUGAGUCCUGAAGGCGGUUUCUGGACCAUGUGGUUGAGGGAUGGCAACAGGUAUGAAGCUAAUGAUAACCCGUCAGUGCGUCUCUCCCUGAAGUCUAAUCCUCAGAAGGUGGGAGUGUUUGUAGACUAUGACGAAGGUCUGGUCUCCUUCUAUGAUGUAGAUGCCGCAGAUCUUCUUUACUCCUUUACAAGCUGCUCCUUCACUGAGAAACUCCUUCCAUACUUCAGUCCCUGUACUAAUGACAAUGGUACAAACUCUGCCCCUCUGAUCAUUUGUCCUGUUAGGCACAGUGUUUAAUCACACUUGCAGGUGUUUCAGUUAUUCUAGUUGGAGUUCUGCUCAGCUUGGCCAGAGUUAAGCUGCAAAUCACAGCAAGUCACUGAGCCGAACAUACAGCAGAUAUAAGAAUAAUAAAUGUCUAUAUUGUCUCAUCUUAAAGCACAUUGUAAAGGUUUUAAAUUGUUCUGAUACUACAUUUUGAAGAGAAGGUCUGACUUUGGAGUAUCUUGUAGUCCAUUAGUACAAAGGCACAGAUGGACGCACUAGACUGCAGCUCAGGCUGCAACCCAAACUGGACCCGAGCCAGAGAGAGUAGUAACCGAGCCUGACCUGAACCCGACAAGCGUUCUGUUUUCUAUGUCCAAACCUCACUCGAGCCCCACACAGUUACUGUAAGGGAAAGGCUCCACUCUGGUGCUGCUGCUGAAACACACAGCCAGCUCUCCUUUCAGCGCUGUGUCCAUUUUCUUGUGUCUCUCUUAAAACAAACUGAAAGACAACACAGUGAGGACGUCCAAAUCCAGUCCAGCUGUCCCAUUGGACCCUGUUGGCUCCUGUUGGGUCCCGUCGGAUCCCCUCGGAUCCCCUCAGGUGUGGGUAUCCAAAGUUGAGUCUGCUUGCCAUGUCUAUCAAAUGCAAAAGGGGCUAUACAGUAUGACAUCCUUGGAUUUCUGAUGAUUUCCCAUAUCCACAGUUGGUGGUAGUCAUGUAUGGUAACGAAGCAAUGCUUCAAGAAAAACAGUUUUUCUUCUACUUCAAUAGGUGCAACACAAGAGUAAGAAAGAUGUUAAUUAAAUAAGACAGACCUAAGACGAAGUCUCAUAUAGCAAAAGUUCAAAUGAAAACACCUCUUGGGAUGUACCACGGCUGGGAGGGGCCUUAUAAAUUUAAUCUGUGGUAAAAACUGUACAGCUCUUGAUUUUUUAAAAAGAUACAUUAUAUAUUUUGGGUAUUUUUUGAAAAAUGUAUUAUUGUUUUAUUUUUGAUAUUUUUUUCAAAUUUUAUUAUUUUUUCAUGCUUCUGACUGCUGCAAUGUUUGAUUUUACCUUUUCUUUUCUCUUACUAUGUUUAUUGUUGUGUAGCAAACAUCAAAGUGAAUAAACACAAUCCUGAUGCUGAUGACUUAUUUUAAUCACAAAUUCUGGUUAAUUUCUGUAUUGCUUCGCUUUCUUUUUAUGUGCUCUGUAUUCAUUUACUACUUUUACUACUGGAGCACAACUUUGACCUGUCUACACGACCAGUAUGUGCUCUAAAUAUAAACCACUGUUCCCCUACCUAUCAGUAAAUUGAAAUAUAAAGUUGAACAGUGGAAACACCAAAAACUGAGUGAGAAAUGCCAUCUUUAUUUUAGCUUUCAGACUUGUACAUGGAUGUAAAUGUGUAUUAAAUAAAAUUAGGCUGAUUGAUGGAUGGAUUGAUUAAUUGAUUGACUGAUACAGGGGCUGAUGGUGAUGUUUGUUUGGUAAUAAAUGUACACAGCAGGAAGACAGGCUUUUGAUUUAAGUUGUGUUGAAAAACAAGAGAAUUCAUUUUGCAACUCCAACAUGUCACUAAUGUGGAUCCAGUUUUGCAUUGCGAACUAACUAUCAAAUAAUCAAUUGAAUGUAAUGUAUUGGUUGUUUUUAUUGCCUGAGCAUUGCUAAAUAAAAGAAAUGUUAGACUGA